ACCAGCAGCAGCAGGCGGUUGAUCCCUCCUCCUCCUAUUACUCCUCUUCCUCCCCCGCCUUCACUGUUGCCCUGGAAGCUCAUAGACACCGGUCGCAGGGAGACGUCUUCCGCGCCUCCGGUCCACAGGGCGCAGGGCUCCGACGCACACUGGAGGAAUGCGUGGCAAACCCCGGCGUCUAUUUUGGAUUCCCAGAGAAGGAGAGCCGCCUUUUUAACCGAGUGCAUUUUCUCCAGUGGAUUACUAUCCCCAUAGCUCGACAUGUCUCUCCUCCAGCCGCGGGUCGUGCAGCUCUCCUCCGCGUCGCUCGCUGUGAUCCUCGGCCAGGACGAGGGGACUGUGCGCGCCGGCGGGGAGAAACUCAUCGCGGCGAGCGGUCAGGAGAUCUUCGCGGACUUCAAGGAGCAAAACUCCCGCAGCUUCUGGAAUAAACGUCUGGUGAAGGCCAUCGCGGAGGUGUGCUUCCAGGGAUGGAUGGAGAACCUGGUGCUUUUCAUUCAGGGCAACGCGAACAACCUGGAGGUGCUGAGGGAAGCGUGGAUGCGCAGGGCUCUGAGGUCCCCGAAGGGCUUCAUCAUUAAAGCUGUCGGUGACCUGUCCCCGGUGCAGAUGUCUCCCGUCCCCCAGUCUCAGUUCAUUCCCCUGGCCGAGGUGCUGUGCUCGGUCAUCUCAGAUAUGAACUCCUCCCAAACCGUCGUCAACCAGGAGGCACUUGUCAACUACAUGAGCAAAGCCCACCCAGGGAUAACCAUCCCCACUCAGGACAUCCUCUAUAACGCUCUGGGCACUCUGAUCAAGGAACGCAAGAUUUACCAUACAGGCGAGGGCUACUUCAUCGUCACCCCUCAAACCUAUUUCAUCACUAACAACAUUGCCCGUGAGAAGAGUUGGUGGACGUCUGGGUCGGCAGAGGACCCUCCCUCUCCUCCUCCUAUUACUUACCUCCUGAGCAACGAAGCCUGUGUGGAGAGCACCCAGUCCCUCCCAGUGGCCCACUGCAAGUCCUGCAGCUGCUUCAGCCCCCUCCAAACACCCACUAAUGUCACCCUUGCUCCUGUGACAGCCACCGUGUCUCCUUCCACUGUCCCAGACCAACAUUCGGUCUCUAUCUCAAUAAGUGAGUGCACAGGUAAGAGCCUGAAGUGGCCCCGGCCGCUGGAUCACAAACCCACGGUGCAGCAUCAGUCCACCUCCACGGCAGCAGACUGUCAGGCAAGCGAGAUCAGCAAAAAUACAGCUUCCACUAACGCCACUGGUCGCAAAGAAAAAGACACCAAGCCAGGGAGGAAGUUUGGCCUCAGUUUGUUCUGGAGGAAUGGAGGGAAAAAAGAGAAGCCAAAGAAAGAGUAUGCAUCUUUCUCCGGUCAGUUUCCUCCAGAGGAAUGGCCGGUGAGAGACGAGGACGACCUGAACAACUUACCUCGUGACCUGGAGCACGCCAUCAUCAAACGCAUCAACCCUGAACUGACGGUGGACAAUUUGACUCGCCACACGGUCCUAAUGAAGAAGCUAGAGGAGAGGAGAGAGAGGGGGGUAGACAGAGUGUUAGAGAGGGGUCUGGAUAAAGAUGAUAAGGGAGUAGACAAGGGAAUGUCGACAGAGAUCUUAGCCUUCUCAAAACCCAGGCACCAUCACUCCUCUAAGGCAGCAGCAGGAAAGAGAUCUGGUCCGAAGGCUUCCCGCAGCAAGCGGAGGGCCCACUCAUCCAGAGAGAAGCAAAGGGAAAGAGAGAAGGAGAGGGUUAAGAGUAAGGUUCCAAUAUGUGCGGACAAUUAUACAGAGGGGGACGAUCUGAUCCCUACUCGGCUCAGAGGGGAAAUCCCUGCUGAUGAACCAGAUUCAGUGGAAGAAGGUGGAGUUGUCGGGGGGAAAUCUCUUUAUAAGAAACGCAUUGAAAACCCUUUCCAGACUCAGCCAAUCAAAGACCCGGCUGAGGCUGCCAUUCCCUGCACCAACAGAGAGCAGAGAAGACGAGAGGUGAAAGAGGGCAAGGCCCCUGGGCCAGGCAGGAAGGAGCGAACGGGUCACCGCUCGAAAUCCUGGGACCCGCAUCGGGCCAAAGCUAACGCCACAGAGCAAGUAGGGAAAACCCCCACAUCUGACGACAGGUACGACUAUGUGCAUGAGAAGGAAUUCGCUGUUGAUCAUCUGCUCCAAGCAGACACUAAGCUCAACAGAGAGCUGCCGCUGGUCUACAGCCCGGCCUACCCACAGAGCAGCACCCUGCGAAUAGAAGACAAGGUCCGACAUCAGAGGGAGGGAAGUGGCCAGAACAGCUGGGAGAGAGACGGCAAGAACGCACCUUUUGCGGAGGUCGAAUACAACACUGUGCCAGACCAAACUAUAGCUGAACAAUACUCAAAAGCUAACAGCAAUCUUUCUACACCAGUCGUAAACCACUCACAUGACACAUCCCUGCCCUGGCCCAAGCCCCCUUUGCAGAGGAAACACUCGCUCAUACUCUCCAACCCACAGAGGGAGGAUUUACCGAGGCCUGACAAACUUUUUUCACAUCAGCAGACCUGUGAUAGCCUAGCCACCGUGGAGCAACAGGAGAUCAGAUCGGUCGCUACCAGCUGUAGAGAACAAAGGGUCAGGAGCCAGGCUGAAAGGUCUGAGCUGAUGGCCGGGAGCAAUCCCUCGAUAACAGACACUGAUGGAUUGAUAGAAGACGAUCACAGGCUCUAUCAGCGAGCAGACGAGCAGCAGGACGAGGACGCCUGCAGCUCCCUGUGUCUCAACGAGGAGGAGAUUAUUGGUGUGACAAAUGUGUACAGAGACGGUGUAGCAGGCUACCACGGUCACCAGCUGGUUUAUCAUAGCCGUGAAUCUGAUUUGCAAUAUCAGGGAUGCCACAGUCUCUAUUACAACUCCAACCUCCACCAACCACAAGGCUCCGGGGACAGCACUGUGAAAGAUCUCAUCACCCCAGAAACCCAGAGGGCGUCUUCCCUCAGCCCCGCCAGAGCUGGAGAGACCAGCUGGAGGCUCCGUCAUCACCAUCAGAGGACUCGAUCACCAGGGGCCCAAAGUGGAUCCAGCCCGAGGCAAGGCACGUCCAUCCAGGGGGAAAGGCCCCACGAGAUGAACCUCGAUUUGGAUUGUCCGGAACUGUCCGAAGUUGCAGACGGCAGCAUCUUCGACUACUGCCAGACCAGCGAGAUCGAGUCAGACGCAGAGACCAUCCGCAAGUCGGCUGACGAGGGCGACGGCGAAUCGGCUCACUGGGCGGCCGAGGCGGAAGAAGCGAGGGAGGACGACUACGAGGAGACGGGCGUUCCUCCGGCUCACAGGGUCGUUCUGGGCACGCCCGGCGGCACGAGAAGGGCAGAGAUCGGGGAAGCGGUGGAAAUGGGAGAAAACCAGAGCAUCACCGGAGACAGUGGUAUCGAUUCUCCUCGGACCCGGGUCAGCCUGGCCUCCCCUAACACCAACAUUCUGGAGGGUCUCAAGAGAAGAGGCUUUCUGCAAAACCUGGAGAAUCUGCACUCAAAGAGCAGCACCAUUCGACCGCAGAGCUCCCUGCUGCAGCUGACCCCCGUUAUGAACGUAUAGCAGCUCCAGGUCUCCUGCUAGGGCUGACAUCUCUUCAUGCAGCUCAGAACGCAAACCGAGUGCAUGAAUGUUAAAUUCUAUGCAAACCGCUCAUUUAUAAACACACCCUGUAAGAAGGGUUUGCACGUUGUUGCCUUCCUCCACAUGAUACCUGCCUUACAGGGGUCAGUGUACAGAUGUACAGUAAAUAUAUUUAUCUUUUUGUAAAUACUUCUUAAAGGUAAUAUGCUAUGGUUUAUCUAUUCAUGUAUAUGCUGUUAAACGUGUGUAUCUGCGUUUUUUUCUUGUAAAUAUAGUUUUCUUUCCGUACAUGUCUCAUUGGUUGAAAUGUUCAUAACAGCAAUAACAUGUUCUUGCAUUUACUGUGAAGAAACAACACGAGUAUGUGACACUUUGCUGUUACUUAAGUAAAAGUUCAGAAACUUGCCGUUAGUAUUGGCACAUCAACUUCAGAAUAAUACUUGUAUAGCCUUUGUCCAAUUGUUAAACAAGCAUAUUCGUUUUCAUUGGACAAUAUCACCCAAUGCAAAUAACAAAUUGAAUUUAAAUACAUAUAUUUGUAAAGUUUACCCAUUGUAUUUGUUGGUGGAAGAUUUUGGAUGGUUCAUCAGCUUGAAAUAAAAACUAUUUCCCAUCCAUAAUUUAAACCAGACAUUGCUUUUCACCCACAGGACUGAUAAGGUUCUAUUAUCUCCUAAGGACUUGGUUUCAUCUGAUCCCAACAAUGAGUCUGAUCCAGUUCUGAAGGAGUGUCGUACUUUUUAGCAUGGACAGGUGGGAACUUUCCUGCCGUUAUGUUGCGUUUACAUUUGUACAUUCCCAUAGUUUCCCCCAGGGUAAACGUGGCUCCUCUCACCGCAGCAGACUGGCUCAGUUUCUUUAAUACAAAAUAAUCCUUUAUUUGUCCCACAAUGCAGAAAUGUGUUAUUGCAGCAAAGAGGACAUUCAAAAUAGACAUUGCUAAAGAAAUAAGUGAACAUGCAAUACAAAUGUGAAUGAAAUGUAAAAGAUAAAUGGAAUAAAAUGAUAGCGUAAACUGAAUAUAUAUAUAUAUAACAAUUUCAGCUGGAGUCUAAUGUUGUAGUUGUAUA
Platichthys flesus (European flounder) is the source of this 4646-nucleotide messenger RNA. RefSeq names its product storkhead box 1 (gene stox1). Gene Ontology annotation, cellular component: cytoplasm; nucleus. The transcript has 4 exons. NCBI's taxonomy places the organism in Eukaryota, Metazoa, Chordata, Actinopteri, Pleuronectiformes, Pleuronectidae. Gene Ontology annotation, biological process: positive regulation of transcription by RNA polymerase II. The coding region runs from base 262 to 3555 and encodes 1097 amino acids. The record is from RefSeq and is a predicted model, not a curated record. Gene Ontology annotation, molecular function: RNA polymerase II transcription regulatory region sequence-specific DNA binding; DNA-binding transcription activator activity, RNA polymerase II-specific.